GGAGGAGGGAGAGUAGAGGGGUAGUAGGGAGAGUAGAGUGGAGGAGGGAGAGUUGAGGACAAAUGCUAGCAUCAGUGGCACAGGCAGAAUGUUGAGAGAGCAGGGAGCGGAAUUAUGUGGAGGAGGACUUUAUUAAAAAGUGAGAGAGAGCAGCUGAAAGAGGAGGGCAGAGAGAGAGAGAGAGAGAGAGAUGCUGUUGCCACGGAAGAGUGUGGAUGAAGAAUCAUCCAUCUUUAACAGCUUGUGAGGGAUAAACGUAUAUGAACAACUAGGGACGUAGGCAGGAAUAAACGCUCAUAGAGGACAAAACCAACCAGAUCGUACUACCACAGGCUGUAUAUUAUAACUCCAGUCGAUCAGAUUCACACAGACAAAAGACGAAGAAGAGACAGAGGAAGAAUAUGUGGGAAUCAGGCAGGUGAGAUUACAUAAUCCCCCAUCACACAGCGUCCGCAGCCAUGAUGUCAUCGCAGCGGGAUUAGAGAGCCUGCCUGGGCAUUACAGCUGAGGACGGGGUGUGUGUGUGUGUGUGUGUGUGAACUCUGAAGAAGAUGGAGAGGAGAUCCAGCUAUGAAUGAAGGGCCACAGAUGGAUCAUCACAACACAACCUGGGUUACAUGGAGAGUAAUGUUUAUUCCCACCACAACUGGACAAGAUGAGAAACUGUUAUUUUAGGAGUAGGGAGCUCUGCAGAACAGAACAGAGCUGUAUGUUCCUACCAUAGACUGUAGUUCCAACUCACCCACUCUCACCAGGGAGCACCACAUCUGGUCCACAGGGAGCCAUUCUCUGCCUGCAGCGGUCCCAAACUCCCAGGGUUGGAGCGGUGACACCCAGGGCUGGAGCCUGAACCAGAGCCCCUGGUUGGCACACAUAGCCUGCUUCACCUGACCUCACCUGAUCUCAUCACCUAGCAUUACCUGUGGAUUGUCCUGGGCUUCCCUGACUACAGGGAGGAGGAAGAGGAAGUCACUGCCUUACAGAAGAAGGAAAACAGAGACAUUCAGAGUCAGCUACAGGAGACAGAGAACUUCCUGUUGAAUUGACCCUAGGGCCCAGGCUGGUCCUGCUCCCUGAUUGGAGGAUGGAAACGGCAGAGGUCAUGUCAGAGGUCACGGCACGCAUGGACAGCAUGGAGGUCAAGGAUGAGUGGCAGGACGAGGACUUCCCCAGGCCUCUACCAGAAGAUGGAGACAUGGAGGACAGGGGGCUCACUGACAACACGACAACUCCCCCUAACACCCUGAACGUUGGUGUUUGGGGUGAGUCGUCGGCCCUGCGUAAGCGCCGUACGCUGGUAGCUCCGGACAUGAACAUGUCAUUGGACCAGAGCGAGGGUUCCGUCCUGUCAGAUGACUUCUUAGGUAACCCUGACGACCUGGAUGUCAACGUGGACGACAUGGACACGCCCGACGACAAUGACUCCUUGGAGUUUAUCACCAAUGGCAACGAGCUGGAGUGGGAAGACGACACUCCUAUAGUGAGUUCCAAGGGUCUGCCUGGAGGCCAGACAGAGGAGGAGGAGGAGGCAGGCAGACUGUGGAGGACAGUGAUCAUAGGAGACCAGGAACAGAGGAUAGACAUGGCUGUCAUCAGACCAUACCUGAGGGUGGUCACACACGGAGGUUACUACGGUGAGGGUCUGAAUGCCAUCAUAGUGUUUGCGGCGUGUUACCUGCCAGAGAGCAGCUGUGAGGACUACACUUACAUCAUGGAGAACCUCUUCCUCUAUGUGAUCAGUAGCCUGGAGUUGUUAGUGGCUGAGGACUACAUGAUUAUCUAUCUGAACGGAGCUACGCCUCGCAGGAGGAUGCCUGGUAUCAGCUGGCUAAAGAGGUGCUACCACACCAUCAACAGGCGGUUGAAGAAGAAUCUGAAGUGGCUGGUCAUUGCUCACCCAUCCUGGUUCAUCCGUACAGUCUUGGCCAUCUCCAGACCCUUCAUCAGUGUGAAGUUCCUGGAUAAGAUCCGCUAUGUUCACACAUUGGAUGAGUUGAGCCAGCUGAUUCCUAUGGAUCACAUACAGAUCCCAGAAUGUGUCCUGCAAUAUGAUGACCAGAAGAUGACAGCACAAAAAGAAAGGCAAGAGAUGGAGCAUGCCAAGUCUGCACCCCCCACGGAAAGGUAAAACAAGAAUCCACAACCCUGCUAAGGAUUCAUGAGGAUAAUGUCUAUCAAUACAGGGUAAAAUACUUCUUGGCUGAAGAUAAAGGACUGAUGGAGAAAUGAUGAGGACUGGUGUGUGGGUGAAGAGGGCUCCUGACAUUACAUCAACAUCAUCCUACCUGGUCUUACUUUCCACACAGCAGAUACCCUGGUCUGUCUGUACCAUGGAAUAAACCUACCCUGGCAGAUAGCCUGACCUCUGACCCGUGGAAUAAACCUACCCUGGCAGAUAGCCUGACCUCUGUCCCGUGGAAUAAACCUACCCUGGCAGAUAGCCUGACCUCUGUCCCGUGGAAUAAACCUACCCUGGCAGAUAGCCUGACCUCUGACCCGUGGAAUAAACCUACCCUGGCAGAUAGCCUGACCUCUGUCCCGUGGAAUAAACCUACCCUGGCAGAUAGCCUGACCUCUGUCCCGUGGAAUAAACCUACCCUGGCAGAUAGCCUGACCUCUGUCCCGUGGAAUAAACCUACCCUGGCAGAUAGCCAGACCCCUGUCCCGUGGAAUAAACCUACCCUGGCAGAUAGCCUGACCUCUGUCCCGUGGAAUAAACCUACCCUGGCAGAUAGCCUGACCUCUGUCCCGUGGAAUAAACCUACCCUGGCAGAUAGCCUGACCUCUGACCCGUGGAAUAAACCUACCCUGGCAGAUAGCCUGACCUCUGUCCCGUGGAAUAAACCUACCCUGGCAGAUAGCCUGACCUCUGUCCCGUGGAAUAAACCUACCCUGGCAGAUAGCCUGACCUCUGUCCCGUGGAAUAAACCUACCCUGGCAGAUAGCCUGACCUCUGUCCCGUGGAAUAAACCUACCCUGGCAGAUAGCCAGACCUCUGUCCCGUGGAAUAAACCUACCCUGGCAGAUAGCAAGACCUCUGUCCCGUGGAAUAAACCUACCCUGGCAGAUAGCCUGACCUCUGUCCCGUGGAAUAAACCUACCCUGGCAGAUAGCCUGACCUCUGUCCCGUGGAAUAAACCUACCCUGGCAGAUAGCCUGACCUCUGUCCCGUGGAAUAAACCUACCCUGGCAGAUAGCCUGACCUCUGUCCCGUGGAAUAAACCUACCCUGGCAGAUAGCCUGACCUCUGUCCCGUGGAAUAAACCUACCCUGGCAGAUAGCCUGACCUCUGUCCCAUGGAAUAAACCUACCCUGGCAGAUAGCCAGACCUCUGUCCCGUGGAAUAAACCUACCCGGGCAGAUAGCCAGACCUCUGUCCCGUGGAAUAAACCUACCCUGGCAGAUAGCCAGACCUCUGUCCCGUGGAAUAAACCUACCCUGGCAGAUAGCCUGACCUCUGACCCGUGGAAUAAACCUACCCUGGCAGAUAGCCUGACCUCUGACCCAUGGAAUAAACCUACCCUGGCAGAUAGCCUGACCUCUGACCCGUGGAAUAAACCUACCCUGGCAGAUAGCCUGACCUCUGACCCGUGGAAUAAACCUACCCUGGCAGAUAGCCUCGCUUCCACUUACCGUUUCUCCUUGCAUGAAUAAAUCAGCUGUGAUCUAGCCUACUGCAUGAUGAACAGUCAUUGGUCUGAUGCCAGACGGCUGGAUAAACUCUGUGAAAUGUGUUUAUUUCCUUCAAAGGGACAAGAACAGGCUUUGGUUGGUACAAGCCAGAUGUACAUAGUUGUAAUAACAUUGUAAUAAUGUAAUGUAUUAACAUUGCUGUAAUACAAGUAUGGAGGUAUAUGUGUGCAACAAGCAAUAAUGUUUGAUAUAAGUGUUUUGGUUAUCUUUUUUUCUUCAAUGUAUAAAUUCUAAUGUUUUUAAAUAAUGUGCAAUAAGCAGUUCCUCUUCUGAACUGACCAAAUUAAUUCAGAGGUUGUUCCUACUGUAACGAAUGAAAUGUGUUUUAGCUUUCUCUAUUGCUCCUUUGUGUGUUGUUGUGUUUUCUGAAGGUUACUAGACAGAUGGCAUGCUGGUUAAAAUGUUCUUCCUCAUCAUCUCGGAAUUUUUUUUAAACUAGCCUCGGUAAAAAAACUAGCCUGGGUACCAGUAUGUUUCUGUUAUCAUUUCACGCCUCGCCACUUCUCGUCAUGCCAUGUUUUGGAGUGGCAAGGAAUGGAAUGAUAGUACAGACUGGUACACAGGAUAGAUCAAAACAUUACUGAUGAUCUUAGUUUCCUGGUUUAUUGAUGGUCUGUCUCAAUUCCUCUAUUUCCAUGUAGAGAUCUUACUUUACAUUGAAUCUAUUGUUACACAUAUGAUGCAAUGCAUUUAAAGAACCGAACUAACUCUUUAAAUUAUGUGAACUUAUAUAUUAGUAUGUGCUGUUCAUUGUUUGUAAUAAAAUUUUGUUUGAAAAAUCCAA
Molecule: messenger RNA, 4477 nt
Organism: Salvelinus fontinalis (brook trout)
Lineage: Eukaryota; Metazoa; Chordata; Actinopteri; Salmoniformes; Salmonidae
Product: caytaxin-like
Exons: 12
Coding region: 1085-2128 (347 amino acids)
Biological process (GO): apoptotic process
Cellular component (GO): cytoplasm
Source: RefSeq, a predicted model, not a curated record